AGCUCUAAGAUCACGGGGAGGGUUGCCAACUCGUUCAAACUUUUCUUCGCAAAAACUGUGAUGUUUCUUCUCGACAUUUGCGGAAUUUCGUAAAUCUGGUGUAAAGGGAAGAUGUCUAUCCAAGAGGACAAACUUUCGGCACGGGCGUACGAGAGUUUUGGCGAAACGCCGGCGAAUGUUUCGACAGGGUCGACCGAGAGUCAAACAGGCGAUGCCGGCAUGGAAGAUAACAGCGUCAUCGUUCUUAAGUCCUGCCCGCAGAUCCAGGCCAGUAGACGAGAACGAGGCACGCCGGCAGCCGGAGCGGUGUUCAUCGUGGUAAACGCGUGUCUGGGCGCCGGGCUGCUGAACUUUCCCGCGGCGUUCCAGGGUGCGGGGGGUAACGCUGUUGGAGUGUCCAUGGAGGUGAUAUUUCUUGUAUUUGGAGCGGUGGCAGCGCUGAUCAUGGCGUACUGUUCAGACCUGUGCCGUGUGAGUACGUACCAGGACGUGGUACAGACGGUCUGCGGACGCAAUGCUGGUAUCCUGUGUGACCUCGCCAUCAUCCUCUACACGUUCGGAACCUGCAUCACUUUCAUCAUCAUCGUGGGCGACCAGGUAGACAAAGUGAUGCAGUGGGCAGCAGGACCAGACUUCUGUUACCACUUCUACAUGAACAGGAAGUUCACCAUGAGUGUGAUCUCCAUCCUCAUCAUCCUGCCGCUCUGCAUCCCGAAGGACAUCGGCUUCCAGAAAUACGCCAGUUUUUUAGGUGUUGCGAGUAUCCUGUAUGUUACUGUGAUCGUGUCUGUGAAAUACUACACCGGAGGAUAUCCACCAGCUGACAUUGCUACCAGCCCAAAGAUGUUCACAGAUGUGUUUAUAGCAGUCCCCACAGUUUGUUUUGGCUUCCAGUACCACAUCAGUGCAGUUCCAGUCUAUGCCAGCAUGAGAAAAAGAACCCUGGGCAGUCUGGCUAAGGUCAUGUUUUUUGCCAUGGUGAUCACAAUGUUGGUCUACACAGCCACAGGUGUGUAUGGAGGACUAACGUUUGGUCGCAGUGUUACGAGUGACGUGCUGUUGUCGUAUCAUGCCAACGAUGUCUCCGUCACGAUUGGUCGAGCAGCCCUCACGCUAGACAUCCUCACAUCCUAUCCCAUCCUGCACUUCUGCGGGAGAACGGUACUUGACGGGUUCUACGUAAGAUGGCGGCGGUUGUCACCAGAGGACAACCUGCGACAAGAGUUUGUGCGGCGCGUUGUACAGACCAUGGCGUGGUUCUGGCUGUCCCUGUUUUUCGCCAUCAUGAUCCCCAACAUCGGGCUGGUCAUAUCUGUCAUCGGGGGGCUGGCAGCUGUCUUCAUCAUGGUCUUCCCUGGUUACUGUCUGGUCCAGGCUGUACUAAUGCAGCAGCCGUCAGACAAUGUGCACAAGGACCGUGCCCUGCUGGUGCUGGGGGUUCUGUAUGUGUUCCUGGGUACGUUUAUACUGGGAGAGAACACGGCACUGGCCAUCAUAGACGACAUGAACGGGAAAAACUCUCUACAACAAAUCUGUACUGUUCCUUGACAGAAAUAUUAUGACACUGUUAGCGUACUUAAUGUCCUAAAUAAUUAUGUUACGUAUGAUGUUGAUUGAGAUGUCAUCCAGGUAUGUAAUAUUUGUUCAUGUCUACUAGGAAAACUAGACUUACUCUAUGAUGUUUCAAAAUGGUCCACCGUAAUUCUUCAGGGUCACCGAUAUGCAAAUUUUCCUGAUAUGUGAAUGCCUUUGUUUCCUUCUUCGGAUGAAGUGUUACAAUUUUUCAGAUAAAGCAUAAUCCUUUUGAGAAAGCUUUGCCACAGCUAAUAGAAUGUUACUUUCCGGGAAAUGUGCAUAUCACUGACACGGGAAAUACAGUGUAUGUUGUUAGAAACAUCAGAGAGUUUGCUCUGGUUUUUAUCCAUAGAGGGAACUCGUGAGUAAACAGAAGAUGUAAUGUAAUGUUGUCACAAUGGUGUUGUAAAUACUUCUCUGUGAUGUUGACAUUAUGGAUAAAACUAAAAUCUAGUCUUCUAAAAUAGUGCUAAAUCUAAGAAAAUAUACAGAAGAAUGAUAAAAAACACAAAACCGCAACAAAAGAUUAUUUCAUCUUUACACAGUAAAUAUACCCACCCUUGCAAGCUGCUAUUGCUGCUUACCCCCUGAACUUUCCCAUCAUGCAAUACAAGUGUAACUGUUAUGUACUGAUGUCAUCAGGGCAGCGGCUUUAAUGUAUUUACAAUAUUUUCGUCAAACAUGAGUAAUGUUAUUCAAUGCUGCCAUGCAAUAGAAAGAUGCCACAUACAAUGCCAAACAGACCCAACAAUAUAUUGGAGAUCAGCAAUCAAGAAUAGAAAAAAAAUAGUUAAAGAUAUCU
Messenger RNA from Branchiostoma belcheri (Belcher's lancelet), 2377 nucleotides. Its product is annotated as putative sodium-coupled neutral amino acid transporter 7. Gene Ontology annotation, biological process: amino acid transmembrane transport. The coding region runs from base 112 to 1548 and encodes 478 amino acids. The record is from RefSeq and is a predicted model, not a curated record. Gene Ontology annotation, molecular function: amino acid transmembrane transporter activity. The transcript is spliced from 10 exons. NCBI's taxonomy places the organism in Eukaryota, Metazoa, Chordata, Leptocardii, Amphioxiformes, Branchiostomatidae.